Molecule: messenger RNA, 5616 nt
Organism: Arthroderma uncinatum
Lineage: Eukaryota; Fungi; Ascomycota; Eurotiomycetes; Onygenales; Arthrodermataceae
Exons: 9
Coding region: 1-5616 (1871 amino acids)
Molecular function (GO): methyltransferase activity
Source: RefSeq, a predicted model, not a curated record
AUGGAUUGCGUUCAAGAUAGCCCUUCCCCUAGCGAGACGGUAGUCUCGAAUGCGAUGUCGUCCGUGGCAGACAGCAGCACCCUGUCUACCGACACGCGUGAUACGGAUGUUGAUUCGUGUGUCGACGUGCCAAUGGAGGUUCCUGAUGAAUAUAUUGAAGUGGAGAAUCCCCCUGCGGUACGCGAAGCGAUAACCGAGGAAAUUCGGUCUAUGUUAACCUCAUUGCCCCCUGAGAUCCUGAGAGGAAAGUACACGACUUUGCCCGGUGAACGGCCUAAGCCUGGCCUCGAUAGAUCACUCCCUCCCAUCAGUAAGAUCGAGGACAUUUUCGAGGAUCUUACAUCCCGAGCCUUGCAAAAUGGCCUUGGUUCUUUCCUGGACCAUAUUGGCCCUCGGAAACUACGCGUUGCCACGAUGUGUUCUGGCACCGAAUCUCCUCUACUUGCUUUGGAAAUGAUACAGGAUAGUUUACGGCGGCUCGUUGGCAGAACAUUUCGCUUGCAUCAUCUAUUUAGCGCAGAAAUAGAUGCAUUCAAGCAGUCUUAUAUACAAAGAAAUUUUGCCCCAGACAUCAUUUUCAGAGAUGUCAAUGAGCUUGUUGCAGAGGAAGCAACCACCGCGUUCGGAUCAGUGAGAAAAGUGCCUACAAAUCCCGACUUGCUGGUGGUCGGCUUCUCUUGUGUUGAUUUCUCAGCCUUAAAUUUCUACCGCAAGACCCUUGAGGAAAUGGGAGAAUCGGGGCAUACGUUUUAUGGGGUUCUACGGUAUAUCCAACGAUGUCGGCCUCCCUUGGUCGUUUUGGAAAACGUGUGCUCUGCUCCUUGGGAGAAAAUCAAGAUCAUAAUGCAGGAAGCCGACUACAAUGGCUAUCACAUGAAGCUAGACUCUAAGAACUACUAUCUUCCACAGACACGGGAGAGAGGCUACAUGAUUUGUGUUGAUCAAAGAAAGCUGAUUACGGAACCUGUGGGCGAGAUGAAGACCAAAAAGCUAUCGUCAUUCGCCCAGAUGAUGAAGAAAUUAGAGCGACCGGCAAGCUCUCCAGUCACGCAAUUUCUUUUAAGCAACGAUGAUACUCGCCUCCAGGACGCAGUUAGUGACAUAUCAAUCAAUUCGACCAAGGACCGUCAAGCCGUUGACUGGACAAGAUAUAAAGCCAGGCAUCUUGGAUAUCGAAUGCGAGAGGGACUUGGGGAUAAGCGGCCUUUGACUAAAUGGCAGGACAACGGCACCUGCCAGAUGCCUGAUUUUUAUUGGCAUGGAUGGAGCAGAACGCAAACAGAACGUGUCUGGGAUACCCUAGAUGUUAAUUACCUGAGAACUAUGGCGCGUGGGUAUGACAUCGGGUUUAAAUCGCGCGUCAUCGACCUCUCUCAAGGUUUGGAUAGAGAAUUGGACCAAAGAGCGUCAGGGAUUGCAGGCUGCCUUACACCCCGAGGACAGCAUUUCAUUACUUCCCGAGGGGGCCCUCUACUAGGCAUUGAAGCUCUGGCCUUGCAAGGGAUUCCUAUCGAUAGGCUCCUUAUCAGCAACGACAGCCAGCGCGACUUACACGAUCUGGCAGGAAACGCGAUGACUUCAACAGUAGUUGGGGCAGUGAUUGCAAGUGCUUUGAUUCUUGGAUACCAGGCACUACCACGCUACUCUGCUCUGUUCGAACUCGAGGCUUCAGAGGAAGUGAUACCUCCAGUUACUGUCACACAAAACGACCAAAUGACACCAAUGGAGACGAACGUGAUAGUCGAAAAUACUCUUUCAACUACAGAGAUAUACCAACUAGCACUCCGUACUUCCCGGUUGUGUUACUGUGACGGUCAAAUAGGGACAAGAACUGAGAAAAUUCUGGUCUGCACACUUUGUAACCAUACAGCUUGCUCGAAGUGUGGCAAGAACCCUACACAUUUAUACAAACGUGUAGACGCUGACGACUUAAAGCAGCGACUAUCUCCAAUAGAUUUCCAAACCCAGAUCAAAACGAAGCUACCCAUGCGUCUCCAAGUUAGCGGUAUAGCUGCUGACAUGUUUGAUCAAUUUCGAGAGUCUACUGAAUCGCCAGAUGUUGUAAGCGCUUGGGACGCCUUCUUAGAAGCAGUUAAGCUUACUUUUGGAGAAGUUCUCAAAUUUCGGGGCAUAACUAGACAAUGUGGAUGGACAAUUACCUAUGAAGGUGCCAACUCUUUGCUAAAGCUGAGUUGUACUUCAAUUGGUCUCCAAUGGUCGCUGUAUGCUACUCCGAGUAAAAAGGAGCCGAGCAGCUCCCCACUCCGCCAGAUCCUUUCUCAUCCUAUUGCCAAAAUGUCGCCUACUAGCGAUAACAUACUGGACGGAACGUGGCUUGUGGGAUCCCCAGUGAGCUCAGAGUUUGAUAUGAGUGUAACAGGCUGUGGUCCAUUGGUUGACUCCCUUCCCGCCAGAUCUGGCCUCCAGCACCCAAAAUUUCGAAAUCUAAAAACGUGGUCUGUUCUUCGUAUAGAUGCGAAAGACGAGGAUAUCGAGAACUUGGAGGCUGAUAUCCGUGGAGACUAUGAGCUGCUUCCAGAUUGUGGUUCUGCCAGUGGAAGUUUGCGCAAACGGUUAUUUUCUGCAGGUGCCCCCAUUUAUUUAUUUCUGGACCCAACCGAAAUUGGCCCUCAUCAGCUAGAUUCUUGGGUAUUUGCAGUUGAGCAUGGAAGACUCGAUUUUGGACAAUCGCGAGACACAAUAGCUGAGAUUCGCCCAAAUUGGAACCCUUGGUACCUUGAUAAGGAACAAGAUAGUGUUCAGUGUUGGUACCGGAAAUGGCGGAAAUCUCAUAUCGUUUCACUGAACAUCUACCGGCAAUUAGGACCCCCGAGAUACGGAAUACCAAACCCUGAGGCGGUUCCGGCAUUGUGUAGCCUCACUUGUGAUAAUUCGUACGCUACUAUGCUUCAUUGUUCAAUCCCAGCUGGCUGUUCUGAGCUGGAAAUGGUACCAGGAGUAUGGGAACAGGAGAACCUGUUAGAAUCCACCGUUAUGCUCCAAAAAUUUGCAUGGCUACUGCAGAAGGCAACUGGUAUCACUCAAUUUGAAAACUGGAUGGACAUUGAAACAUCUAAAACUGGCUUUAUUCUCGGGUGUUCAACAUGUGCUCCUCAGAAACCUCGUUUGGCUUGGGCACUAGAUGAUAGAGACCGUGUAUACGCCUACGAAAACCCUGAAGACGCAGCCGCUUAUGAGAGAAGCAUAAAGAAUCGACCUGCGCCUUUUUUGGGAUUUUCAGUUCUUGACGAGCAUUUUGAUUUUCACCUUCGAAUUUGUCUAAACGUCAUGAGUCUUCUUCAUCGAGCUGCUGGAAAUUUGGCGAGCAAGGAUAAUAUUUUGUUACAAUGGCGUCUAUGUAUAGACACAACAGGGUUCAUCCAACGGCCAUUGCCAAAGCUUCUGGAAAGAAACAAUAAAUUGGACACCGCGUACUCUCAACCUCCAGGCUUCAGGCAUUAUCACCUACGACCAGAGCAGCUGCGUUCUCUCCAGUGGAUGUGCAAUCAAGAAAGCGAUAAAGCCCCUCCGUUCGAAGAGCAGGAAGUCGUCGAGGCCCUCUUACCCACCAUCAACUGGCGGGCAGAGGGGAAGGCUUCGAUUAAGAAAACGGUGCUUGGAGGUAUCCUAGGGGAUGAAGUUGGAUAUGCAUCUACAUCGUUACUCAAAGGAGCAGCUUACUAUACUAUGAUGGAAAAUUUCGUGGCCGCCCCUGAGCUGCCCAAGGGGGAGGGUCGUAUUUUUGUGGAAUGGCUUCAGGACGUCCUUAGCGCUUUAUCAGAUCAAGUCGACCGGCUGGUCAAUUCUGGUGCCUCGAAAGUCCUGGAUCAUGUGCAUGAUAGAAGGGAGGAGCUUCGACGGGGAAAUGGGCUUUCGAAAUAUAAACCAUCGAGGAGGUUGAAAGGGCAAAAGUUCCAAGAGCAUCUCUUGAAGAUUCGACAACUAGCCGCAGGGGAUGAGCAUGAAAAGGAUACACCAGUUCAGACUACAGAUGGAGAGCAUGCAGUGGGGUUUACCGAUGGACUGGGUAAAAGAAAAAGAACAGAGCCAGCAAUCGCUUCCUCCACGGAGGGUGUUAGCGAAACUCGUGACCUAAAGAAACAAAAGAAGGGUUCUAAUGGCGCACGUAAGGACGGAGGAGCCGAUCAAAUUGAUAUAUUCAACCUUCAGGAUUCGGGAGAGGACUGGAAAAGUGUCCGUUCACCAUUACUGCACAUGUUUGAGUUCAGCCGAGUUAUAAUCGAUGAAUUUACCUAUUCAAAGGAUAGAAACUAUGCUGCGGCUCUUGCAAUCUCUUCUCGAAAGAAAUGGAUACUAUCAGGAACACCUCCACUAAACAAUUUUGGAGAUGUCAAGUCGUUCUCUCCGUUCCUCGGAAUCAACUUAGGUAUUGAUGAGGACGAUGGCAGGAAAGUGGAUAACGAGAGACUGAAAACAAUUCAGCGUGAAAAGACGGAGGUUGAACAAUUUCAGCCUCUAGUAACUCGUCGAAGUGCUGUAUGGCACCAAAGACGACAUGAGGUAGCCCAAGGGUUCUUGGACCAGUUCAUGAGAAAAAAUAUGCCCGAUAUAGAUGAUAUUCCAUGGACCGAGCACGUUAUUGGAGUAGCUCUAUCCGCUGCCGAACGAGCAGUCUAUCUUGAGCUUUUCAUGCAACUUAUGUCUCAAAAUUUGAGGUUGAGGAAGCAUGGUCGAGGAAUAUAUGACUCCGAUGAAAUCGCCCGUCUAGAUGAAAUCAUUGGAAAUAGCAGCGGUCCAGAAGAAGCACUAUCCAAGCGCUGCUCUUUGUUUACUCUCGCUGAUGUUACACAUUCUCCUACUACUACGUCUCGGGAGAAUCCAAAUAAGUCGUUCGAGGACGAUAACCCUCUUGUGGUUAUACGACACAAGCAGCUUAUAGGUCUUGGGGCUGAUAUUGGAUCCAGGCUGAGCAGAGGGCUGUGGCUACGUGGGCAGCUAGAUGAAGGAACGACUCAUUUCGAUAGGCUCUUGGAAAGCAUAGAGGAGGACAGGUUUGGAGAUCUACUGGUUACUAUUGGCAUUAAAAAUCUCCUCCGCGGGGAGGUGAGCAAAUUCAUACCCCCUAAUCCUGAAUUUAGUAUCGGUGCUGACUUUAAGGAGAAGAAGAAGAACCCCGAUGAUCCUAGACCCGAAUUCCCCAAAACACAAACGGAACUAAUCAGUGAUCUGAACUACUGUACCGACAGUUUACGCCGGCUUGUUUAUGAAACAGUAUCGCAUGCACGCGCCCUGAGGUUAUACCAUGCAGACGAUAAACUCGCCAACUAUGGCGGCUCAAAACUUGCGGAAGUUAUCAACCUACUUCAAGACACCAAGAGAAUCCCAAGUGAUGACCAGGCCCUUCUCUUCAUACAGUUCCCUGAAUUGAUGGACGCCGCGGCUCAUGCGCUACAAUUAGCCAACAUACUUCACACCGUUGUCCAGCCAGGAGAUCGGACGCCAGCUAGUAAGAUAUCCGAAUUUCAGAAUGGAAAAGACGUCAUGAAGAGUAAGGUUCUGAUACUGAACCUUGGAGAUGUAACCGCAUCAGGGCUUACGAUUAUAACUCCGGAAUGGCGCAAGCAAUUGGACGCUCAAGACGUUACGGUCAACUAA